CGUCCCGCUGAGUGAGAUGGUUCGGUCCGCUGAGGCGGAAGUAAGCGCUCUGGAACGCAGUGUGAGUGUGUGUGUGAUGAAGUUGGAGUUGUGUGUUUAUCCGCUGUCUUGUGUUGUUCAAUGUGUGUGUGUAUAUGUUUGAGAGAGCCGUGUCCGCGAGUCAGUAUGAGGCGGAGAGAGAAGAGGUUUCUGCAGGUUGUUGUGUUGAUCAUCGCCGCGCUGCUUUUCCUCCACAGCGGCGCUCUGAGGAACUCCACCACCGGAAACACCGAGCUCUCUCACACACAGGGAGUACUCAGGAAGCUGAAGCCUGAAGACAGAGUGGGCAGUCAGAGGAGGAAAGACUGGCACGACUAUGAGGCUAUAAAGAGAGAUGCAGCACGAACAGGAAACGGAGAGCAGGGUAAAGCGUUCCCUCUGACUGAUGCAGAACGAGUGGAUCAGGCUUACAGAGAGAACGGCUUCAACAUUUACGUCAGCGACAGAAUCUCACUCAACAGAUCACUGCCUGACAUCCGCCACCCAAACUGUAAACACAAGCUGUAUGCUGAGAAUCUCCCCAACACCAGCAUCAUUAUUCCGUUCCAUAACGAGGGCUGGAGUUCGUUACUGCGCACCGUGCACAGCAUUCUGAACCGCUCACCACCUCACCUCAUCACCGAGAUCAUCCUCGUAGACGACUUCAGUGACCGAGAACACCUGAAGGCCCCGUUGGAGGAGUACAUGGCCCGGCUGCAGAAGGUGCGCAUUGUUCGCACUCAGAAGCGUGAGGGUCUGAUCAGGACCAGACUGCUGGGGGCAUCGCUCGCUAUGGGACAGGUCAUCACCUUCCUCGACUCGCACUGUGAGGCUAACGUCAACUGGCUCCCCCCACUCCUGGAUCGUAUUGCGCAGAACCGUAAGACGAUUGUGUGCCCGAUGAUUGACGUGAUCGAUCAUGAUAACUUCGGCUACGAGACCCAGGCAGGAGAUGCCAUGCGUGGAGCGUUUGACUGGGAGAUGUUCUACAAACGCAUCCCCAUCCCCCCCGAGCUGCAGAACCGCGACCUGAGCGAACCCUUCGAGUCUCCAGUGAUGGCCGGUGGACUGUUUGCUGUAGACAGGAAGUGGUUUUGGGAAUUGGGAGGAUAUGAUAUGGGACUCGAGAUCUGGGGAGGAGAACAGUAUGAGAUUUCCUUUAAGGUAUGGAUGUGUGGAGGUCGUAUGGAGGACAUUCCCUGCUCUCGGGUCGGCCAUAUAUACAGGAAAUACGUUCCUUACAAAAUGCCUGGAGGAGUGAGCCUAGCUAGGAACCUGAAGCGAGUGGCGGAGGUGUGGAUGGAUGAGUAUGCAGAGCAUAUUUAUCAGCGGCGGCCGGACUAUCGCCCGCUGUCUGUGGGAGACUUGAGUGCACAGAGGGAACUCCGCCUCCGUCUCGGCUGCAAGAGCUUCCACUGGUUCAUGACUGAGGUGGCCUGGGACUUACAGCACCACUACCCUGCUGUGGAGCCCCCUGCUGCAGCCUGGGGGGAGCUGCGUAACAUGGGCAGUGGGCUGUGUGUAGAGAGUAAACCAUCGGCGUCCGGUUCUCCUCUCAGACUGGAGCCGUGUGUCAAAGGUCGAGGGGAUGCGCUGUGGAAUCACGCACAGGUGUUUACAUUUGGGUGGAGGGAGGACAUCAGGGUUGGAGAUCCUCUACACACGAAGAAAGUGUGUUUAGACGCCGUUUCACACAGCAGCCCUGUCACACUGUACGACUGUCACGGCAUGAAGGGCAACCAGCUGUGGAGAUACAGGAAGGACUACACUCUGUUCCACCCGGUCAGUAACAGCUGUAUGGACAGCGACUCGUCUGAUAAACGGAUUUUCAUGAACUUGUGUAAUCCGGCAUCUCUGAGUCAGCAGUGGAGAUUUGAGAAUGUCAACAUCACUGUUCUAGAGCGGUUCAACAGGAACCUGCCUGCAUUGUGAGAACCUCAGUUUCAGAACAUCUGCAGUUUUACCAGCUGCUUUUCUGCACAUGUGGAUUAGUUUCAGGUUCUGGGCAGAGCAGGGUUUUGGGAUGUGGAUUGGAGCUGAUGGAUUCUCUAAAGGAGAUUUUUUAUUUGAUUUUCUUUUAUUUUCGCUGCAUUAGAGGAACUGUGUGUAUCUGUGUGUGUGUGUGUGUGUGUGUGUGUGUGUGUGUGUGUGUGUGUGUGUGUGUGUGUGUGUGUGUGAAGUGUGUAAAUGAGGCACACUGAUUUAUUAUGAUCCGUAGAUCACACGCUGGAAUGUGAAGCUGUUAAACCUGCGUACGACGAUAGCAGAUCACGUGACAUCACGGUUUACGAUGUCAUCACAGUAUUUUAUUUAAAACUCAAAAGUUAAAUCUUAAACGUGUUCCUCGGUCUGAGCGACCUUUCUGGCCACCGUCUUCUUCACACACUCCGCUUCAAAAUCAGAACAAUUCCCCAGGACUGUAGACAUGCUCACUACCUAGGCACCCUAAUUCUGAAUCCUGAAUGGAACACAGCACAAUAAGUGUGUUGUGGUUGGCGGGGGUGGGGGUAUUUGGCAUCACUAAUCAUUAUGAAAAUGUGUAUUUGCACUUUCCUGCAUAUUUCUGGGGGAUUUCUUUCUUUACUUCUGGAUGUUAUUAAAAGUCGCUGGGUUUUCUUCUGUUUAAUUCUGUCUGAUACAUAAAAUCUACAAUUCUAUUAUUAAUCAACAUUAAAUUUAAAAUUAUAUGGAUUCAAAUUAUUGUUUAAUUUAGUUUCUGGAACCAAAGUUGGGUUUUGUCCCGAAAGCUUGAGUUCCAGUGUAAUUGAAGAACACGAAGAUCUUGAUGAAUUUAUUGAAUGAACAGUUUGAUAAAAUUCUAUUUUGUAUAUUUUUAUUUUCUUGUUGUUGUUUUUUUACCUUUACAAAAAUGUGAGAUGAUUUUUAAAUACAACAACAACGUGGAGAGAAAUGCUGAAAUUUGUAUGUGUAGCGAAUCCCAGAAGAAAUUAUAUAUUUUUCUACAUAAAAUUAAAUCUAUUUCAGUAAUGAAUAUGAAAAUGGAAUUACAACAUUUUAAUGAAAAAUAUAAAAUAAAUGGUUUUGUAUCUGUCUAUCAGGGUCAGGUAUAAAAUCUGAUAUCUAAA
This is a messenger RNA of Ictalurus punctatus (channel catfish), 3104 nucleotides long. RefSeq names its product UDP-N-acetyl-alpha-D-galactosamine:polypeptide N-acetylgalactosaminyltransferase 10 (GalNAc-T10) (gene galnt10). The record is from RefSeq and is a predicted model, not a curated record. Bases 121 to 1950 code for a protein of 609 amino acids. The transcript is spliced from 12 exons. Lineage: Eukaryota; Metazoa; Chordata; Actinopteri; Siluriformes; Ictaluridae. Gene Ontology annotation, cellular component: Golgi apparatus.